CCUGUGUUCAUGUUUUCUAAGUUAGGUGGCACUGAAUUUUUCCUUUCUUGUAAUUUUGAUAUUGACAAAAUCCCUUUAAAAAUCUCUGCUUUUCAUCGUCAAGCUUUUUUAGCAUGGACUCUUAUUUACAAGCAUAACUUUAGUCCACACAGUUAUUAUAUCUGGAAUAACAAGGAUGUUUUAUUUAAAAGAAAAUCUCUCUUCUUAGAUAGUUGGUUUAGGAAUAACAUUGUUUUAGUCAAUCAAUUAUUUGAUUCAAAUGGUACGCUUUUCUCCUAUGAAGAAUUUUGUUUGCAUUUCAAUUUAGCUAUAAAUCGUCAUGAUUAUACAAAAGUAUUUGGUUCAAUACCAUCAGGGGUUUGUAUGCUGUUUAAGAAUCAACCUAGUAUCACUUCAUUCCACAGGCCGUUGGCAUCUCCCAUACAAACUUUUGUUGGCAAGAUUUGCUUUUGUAAGCAAUCUAAAAACAACAAUAAAUCGAUCAGAGCUUUAUUUCAGAGUACCAUAACCACGCUACCAUAUGUCAUUUUUUUCUGGAACCGGCUGUCAGAUGGUAUUAUGUGGAACGAAGUUUGGAAACUCCCUAAUCAGUUUUUAAUUACCAACAAAAUUAAAGAUAUUUCUUAUAAAUUAAUACACAGAAUUUAUCCUUCUAAAGAUUAUCUUCAAAGCAAAUUCAAAUUAGACAUUGAUACAAGCUGUAGCUUUUGUAAAACUUCCAAGGAAUCUACUAUACAUCUUUUUUGGUUUUGUAACCUUGUACAAGAUUUUUGGCAGAGUUUAUGUGUUUUUAUUUCAGAAAAUAUAUUUAAAGGAUUUGUACUGUUUUGGAAAUAUGUUUUGUUUGGUCUGCACAAAAACCAAAAACAAUUCAACUUUGAUAACAGAUAUAUGAUUAAUUUGUUAAUUUUAAUGGCUAAAUUUCAUAUUCACAAGUCCAAAUGUUUAGGAAGACAUCCCUCUUUUUAUGUAUUCUCCUUUGAACUUGUACAGUAUCUUAACUCAAUUAAGAACUCCACUAACCCAAAAGCUGUAAAAACUAUUGGUGUUUGUGAAAAAAAUCAAGAUCUUUCAAUCACUUUAUUCUUUGGCUUGAUCAGUUACUUUCCCCCUAGCAUAUUUAUAUUGUUGUUUCUGAAUACUGUUCUUGUAUUUGUUUAUCUAUACAUACAAUUCUUUUGUAAGUACAACACCAUUAUUGUGGUACUGUUUAAUUCCAUUUUGUAUUGUACUGAUGUUUAAAUAAAGGUUUGGUGUAA
Messenger RNA from Oreochromis niloticus (Nile tilapia), 1259 nucleotides. RefSeq lists its product as uncharacterized. The coding region runs from base 10 to 1242 and encodes 410 amino acids. NCBI's taxonomy places the organism in Eukaryota, Metazoa, Chordata, Actinopteri, Cichliformes, Cichlidae. The transcript has 2 exons. The record is from RefSeq and is a predicted model, not a curated record.